AUGACAAUAAACAUCUACGGAAACAAUGUUAAAAGUAUUUCCUGGUUCAAUUAUGUCACCACAAUCAUCGCAGGAGCGUGCUAUUUCUACGUUUACAUGUUUUCCCCAUGGUGGUUAGUGUUCAACCGGUAUUCGAUAACUGAGAACUUCAUUGAGAUGGCUAAUGCAAUAACACUAACUACGUCCGGUGUCACGUCCCUAACAAAAUUUAUCUUUAUGAAAUUUUAUAUAAGUCACAUUAGAGAAACUAUUGAAAAAAUUCUACAAUUCGAUGUACUGAUAACACCAGGAAGUAGAUUUGCGAUAAACUUGCAAAACAACCUAAAGGUUGUCAAGAAACGAGCCUUUAUUGUUUGGAUAUUUCUAAUAACCAAUGGUACAAUAUACGCCGUGACACCCUUUUUAAAGCCUGGAAGGAAUUUUGCAGAAGAUCCAUAUAUACUUUAUGGUUUAGAACCGAUGCUGAAAUCGCCGAACUAUGAAAUAGCUCAUGUCGUGACCACAAUAGCUAUAUUCUUUUGCGUACACUUAAUGGUAAAUGGAACCAUAUAUGUUAUAGUGAUUGUUGGUUACAUUCAAGCUCAGAUAUUUGCAAUCAGUAUCGAAGUAACAAACCUUUGGGAAGAUGCUCAAUAUUUUUACAAUAACAUCAAGCAAAAUUGGGAUAUACACGAUAGAGAAUUCGAAUUAGAUAUAAAAGAAAAAAUUGUAAACGAGUAUCUAAGAAUUCGGCUUAGAACUAUUGUACAUUAUCACAUUACAAAUAUUAGUAUUUUUCAAGAAAUAAAUAAAGAACUUUGUCAUAUCCUGGCCAUUGAAUACAUAAUAAAGUCUGUUGCUAUAAUAGCACAACUACUCGCAGGUUUGGAAAAUACCUAUAUGCAAGCGAUAUUCAACAUCGUUUUAAUAUAUAUAGACUGCCUUACUGGACAAAAGUUGAUAGACGCUUGCAAUGAAUUUGAAGAAGCUUUAUACAGUUGUGAAUGGAAAAACUUCAAUGUUACAAAUCAAAAAACGAUUCUAUUGAUGCUCUUAAUUUCACAAAAAUCUCUCAGUUUAUCAGCUGGUGGUAUAGCGGAUUUAAAUUUUUAUUUCCUGAUGGUAGUAUUGAAAUCUAUAUAUUCAUCAUACACGACCUUGAACUCUUGUAUUCAGCAUUAA
Molecule: messenger RNA, 1161 nt
Organism: Pararge aegeria (speckled wood butterfly)
Lineage: Eukaryota; Metazoa; Arthropoda; Insecta; Lepidoptera; Nymphalidae
Exons: 4
Coding region: 1-1161 (386 amino acids)
Biological process (GO): sensory perception of smell; detection of chemical stimulus involved in sensory perception of smell
Cellular component (GO): plasma membrane
Molecular function (GO): odorant binding; olfactory receptor activity
Source: RefSeq, a predicted model, not a curated record